AUGUCUCGUAACUAUCCCGAGAAGACCGAUUGGAAUGCCAGGAGAGCCCAACAGCAAGGCCGUGUGUAUGCCCUAAUGGCAGAUGAUGUUGCUAAGUCGGAUGCUUUGAUCAAAGGUAAAUGUGAAAUCAAUGAUAAAGUGUUAACUAAUUUGUAUGAUACUGGAGCCUCUCAUUCAUUUAUAGAUUAUGAUAAAGCUACUGAAUUAGGAUUAAGGGUGUCGACAUUGUCAUUUGAUCUACAUAUGCAUACCCUUGCUUCUAAAACUGUGGUGACCAAACUAGGAUGUCAAGAAGUUCCUUUUAGGGUGGAAAACCAAGAGUUUAUUCAUGAUUUUAUCUAUUUGCCAAUGACUAAGUUAGACUUGAUUUUGGGUUUGGAUUGA
Arachis ipaensis is the source of this 384-nucleotide messenger RNA. RefSeq lists its product as uncharacterized. The record is from RefSeq and is a predicted model, not a curated record. Lineage: Eukaryota; Viridiplantae; Streptophyta; Magnoliopsida; Fabales; Fabaceae.